This is a messenger RNA of Paramacrobiotus metropolitanus, 1494 nucleotides long. RefSeq names its product vesicle-associated membrane protein-associated protein B-like. Bases 283 to 1119 code for a protein of 278 amino acids. Lineage: Eukaryota; Metazoa; Tardigrada; Eutardigrada; Parachela; Macrobiotidae. Gene Ontology annotation, cellular component: endoplasmic reticulum membrane; plasma membrane. Gene Ontology annotation, biological process: endoplasmic reticulum membrane organization. The record is from RefSeq and is a predicted model, not a curated record. Gene Ontology annotation, molecular function: FFAT motif binding. The transcript has 6 exons.
UCUUCCGUGUGACGCUGUGCAACUUCGCGUAGCUGCAUCGCCCACUGGAAUUUUUCCUGCCAAAUCCAAAAUUCUUAUCUACUGUUUAUUUUUAAAAUAGUUUAGCGGGCAGAAUCGCGAUUGACAUUUCGUUUUAAAUAGUAUUGGCUUACCGUUUGUGUUAAUUUAAUUCUUUCGAUCUAUCUUCUGAAUGAGGUUGACUUAUGCAGCGUUAUAGUGUUUUGCUGCACUUCCAAGGAUCUAGCAAUAUUGAAUACUCACUCUCUUGCGUCUUAAUUCAUCAUGUCGAGUACUGAUGGAAAUUUACCCGAAGGAAGGCUUCAGUCAAUGCCCCAGGUGUUGGUGAUUAAUCCAAAACACAGUCUGCUGUUCAAAGGUCCUUCGAGUCAGUCCGCUACAGUAACCAUUACAUUGACGAAUCCCUCGUCAAAGAUCGUCGCUUUUAAAGUGAAAACUACCGCACCGAAACGUUAUUGUGUGCGACCCAAUGGAGGAGUAAUAAAAGCCGGCGAGACGGUGUCCGUCAACAUUGUCUAUCAGCCGGGUGACGGAAAUGAUGCGCAGGAGCGGGCACGUCACAAAUUCCUCGUGCAAGGCAUAUUUGUGGACAAUGACCAGGUUCAGUUGGAUCAAGUGUGGCGUGAUAUCCCCAAGGAACGCGUGAUGGAGUCAAAGAUACGCUGUGUUUUCGAAGAUACCGACGAAGGGGUGACGGAGCAGAAAUUACCUGAUGGGCGCAAGACCGAUUUGGAAGGCGCCGAUAUGGAUCAGUCGAUGCAGAAAAUCACUGCUGCUGCAUUGACUGCCACUCAUCCAGAUGCUGCUACCGGAGGUAUAGACAGCAAAGAAUUGGAACUCCGUCGGAUGGCUGAAGAUUAUCGUCGAGCUCAAGACGAAAUUGCUAAUUUACGCGAUGAAAACCGUCGGCUUCGGGAAAAUGGCGAGCGAUUGCGUAAAAGUCUGCAGACUGCAGGUUCCGUUAGUGGCUUACCAGGUGGAAUAGGAUCUCAACAGGACCUGGCGGCAAACUGGAAGAAUGAUUUGACAAAAUUACCGAUUUUGGCUACAAUUGUUGGAGCCUUGGUUUUGGGUAUCAUCAUGUCGCAGAUUUUAUUCUGAAAAUGAUAUCAGUUUCCCCUGACUGUGUUGUAUCCAGUUAUCCCCACCUCGGAACUGCGUUGAUGCGCAUGCUUUUGUGCUAACGGCAAGCUAGCAUCCUUUGACAGAUUUUUUGUUAAAGUUCUAUUAGAUCCUAAAAUUUGUCAGAUUCGCUCUGUUUUGAUUAACGUCAAUGGUCAGCCACCAACUAUUUCCGAAGUAACUGUCGUUCUGUUACAGAUCCGUUUCUAACAACUUUCCGUUUUUGUCUUAGCAUGUCACUUUCACCACUUGAUAUGUUUGAUUGAGAAAUUUUUGGCCUGUAAAUGCUAUAACUUUCAGAUUGAUUUUGCGCUGUAGUUUCCAGACGUCAAAAGAAUGGUUUGAAAUGUUUUG